AUGAUUCCUUCAUGUUUUAGUAAUCCCACUUCUGCUUCAAGCAGCCCCUCUUCAUCAUCUGUGUCUCAAAAUCUGGUUACAUGCAUUUAUCAAACUAGGAUUUUUGGCUCACCCAUUCACCUCACUCUUACUUGGUCCAAGAUUCUGUUUUCCCAUUCACUCACUAUCCACGCUGCGGAUGAUAUGUUCUCCAUCACACUUCCUCUCCAAGCUCCAACUUUCUCGCUGUUCCAGUCCCGGUCUGGGUCAAAGACAAUUCAGAAGAAGGUGAAGGUUUACUGGGAUUUCACGCGGGCGAAGUACGCCGAGAACUCGGCCGAGCCGGAGUCGGGGUUCUAUGUGGCUAUUAUUUGCCAUUCCAAGCUGGAAUUCUUUCUCGGGGACCGGCUCAGGGAGCUGGUCCAGCGGGCCGGGCCGGGCUUGGCUCGUUGCAUAGCGGCAGAGCAGGCCGGGCCGGGCUUGGCUCGUUGCAUAGCGGUAGAGAGGGCCGGGUUGGGCGUGGCACGUGGUGCGGGGUUGGAGCCCACAUUGUUGUCGAGGCGGGAGCACGUGUUCGGGAGGCGGAUGAGUUAUAAUACCCGGGCUGUGUUAUUAGGAACCAAACAUGAAUUUGGGAUAGAGUGUGGUGGGGGAGUGUUGAAAGUGAAAGUGGAUGGGGAAGUUAGACUAGUGGUGAAGAGGCUGGCGUGGAAGUUUAGGGGGAAUGAGAGGAUUUUAGUGGGGGAAAUGGAAGUAGAGUUUUAUUGGGAUGUGUUCAAUUGGGUCUCAAAAUGUGACAACAACAAUAAUAAUAAUAAAUUUGGGAAAGGGCAUGGUGUGUUUGUGUUCCAAAUUGGCGACGUCGGAGUUUGGCCGGAAAUGGAGGGUGUGGAGAAGAAACUAGUUAGGAAAAGUUUGUCGUUGACGACUGGUACGGUGGUACCACCGUCGUCACCGCUUUCGUUGUCGCCGUCGUCACUAUCCCCGUCGUGCUCCAGCGUGUUGCAAUGGGCAGAGGAAAGCAGUGACUGUGGACGAAGCCCAUGUUCAUCAAGUAGAUACUCUAGUGGGGGUUUCACUUUGCUAUUGUAUGCUUGGAGGAAAGCUUGA
This is a messenger RNA of Ipomoea nil (Japanese morning glory), 1089 nucleotides long. RefSeq lists its product as uncharacterized. The transcript has a single exon. Lineage: Eukaryota; Viridiplantae; Streptophyta; Magnoliopsida; Solanales; Convolvulaceae. The record is from RefSeq and is a predicted model, not a curated record. Bases 1 to 1089 code for a protein of 362 amino acids.